This is a messenger RNA of Drosophila ananassae, 1256 nucleotides long. RefSeq lists its product as uncharacterized. The record is from RefSeq and is a predicted model, not a curated record. Gene Ontology annotation, biological process: hemolysis in another organism. The transcript has 2 exons. The coding region runs from base 75 to 1127 and encodes 350 amino acids. Lineage: Eukaryota; Metazoa; Arthropoda; Insecta; Diptera; Drosophilidae.
UGCAUUGAGUUAUCAAGCUCAGUUGAGUUAGAAUUGUCUAAAGAGCUCCAUAAAAUUCUUUGUGACCUACUAACAUGAAAAGAAAAACACACUUGAUAUUUUUAAUAGUAUCAUGUAUAUUGUUUGCUAAAUCUAGCGCGGAGGAAAAUAAUGAACUGGAAACUGUUAAAACCUUGGCUCAAAGCUUAGCUAAAAUUGUGAGCAAGUACAGAAACGAGUUUGAAACAGAUGGCAACUUGGAUGAGUUGAAAGAUGUGAUUUCUACCAUUGACACUUCGAUGCUAGAGUACCAAGGAUUGGCCAGAAACCAAUUGGAUUCGUUGCGUACAUCGUACAGUGCGGCGCAUCUCACAUACCAGGCAACUGUCGAUCCGGUGUUCCAGUGGUGUGUCUCCAUCAACAGCACCCUUAACCUUUUCAUAACCCAAAUAGGCAAUGAAGGCUUGUCACAAUCGGAUCGCAAUUCAAUUUGGAAGAUUUUGGUCCAAGGUGUACUCAUCAGCGGCAUAGAUACAGCUGAUAACUCCUUGAAGCAGCUGAAUCAUUUGCAAAAUAAGACGAAAGCUCUGAAUAGGAUUUUGGUCCAAAUGCUGAAAAGUAUCGAUGACGAUUUCCGCCCAAACGGCUACUAUGAAAAGCGGAGACAGGAGAUAAUGGACAGAUAUACUACACCGAAACCAGGCCACACAGCAGCGCAAGCUUUGGAUGUCAUUCUUCGAUUCUUUAAAGCCAUUGUCGCUUUCUUGAAGGCCCCUCAUAGAGGUGUGGAACCAUUCGUGGAGGAGUUUAAUCGGAAUGGACUGAAUGAUGUCAUGGAUCAACGCCAUAACCCAACAUACCAGGAAGAAGUUGCUGCUAUUAAAUUAUUUUUCACAGUUUUGGGUAAUCAGAUCAAGAAAGCAGAGUCGAUUUCCGAUAAGGUAUCUAACGAAUUCGAGGUCGACAAAAGCAACUUAGAACAUCUUUCGGGGAUCAAUAAGGAAAACAUAUUCAAAUGGCUGGAGAGCAAUCCCGAACUCAGAGCUCAACUUAUUCCCAGCUUCCAGGAAUUAGGAAGAGUCUGCGAAGGUUAUCAAAUUAUACGAUCAAACUUCUACGAUGCAGGAGCUCGGAGGCGCAGACUGUAAAUCCUCAUUCAAAUCUAUUUUACUAGGUUUAAAUAUCUGCAAAAUGUAUUUCGCUUAUGUACACAUUUUUUAUGUUUUCAAUAUAAAUAAAUAUUAAUGCAUUGAAGGAGUCAUCUCCGACCCUAUAAA